AUGUCACGAGCGGGAACAUGGCUCAAAAUGAUGGGAGUUGGCGUCGUUAUUUGCGUCGGUGGCCCCGUACUCGUCGAGAAACUCCGCCCAACAGAUGAAGAGCUCUUCAAGCGCUACAACCCGGACUUGCAAAAGCGCAGUCUGGAGGAAGGCGACCGACGUUCGCGCGAAUUCGAGGAAUACGUCGGCCGGUUAAAGGAGUGGUCAAAAUCUGAUAAAUCGAUUUGGUUCGCGGCGCAGGAGAUGGAGGAGAAGCAGCGGGCUCAGAAAGAAACACAACUGAAUAAGGCCAAGGAGGAAGCUAGGAUACAGAAGGAAGAGAUGAGAAAAGAGCUGCUGGGCGAAAAAUAG
Molecule: messenger RNA, 351 nt
Organism: Aspergillus versicolor CBS 583.65
Lineage: Eukaryota; Fungi; Ascomycota; Eurotiomycetes; Eurotiales; Aspergillaceae
Exons: 3
Coding region: 1-351 (116 amino acids)
Biological process (GO): mitochondrial respiratory chain complex III assembly
Cellular component (GO): mitochondrial membrane
Source: RefSeq, a predicted model, not a curated record